AUGGCGAGGAUGCAGCAGGAGACUGGUCACCCUCCUUCUCCCUUCUUGGCGAGGUUCCAUGCAGAUCUCUUCCGCGUCUCCAUGGCCCUCGCUGGCCAAGCCCUCCUUUGGAGGACCCUCAGCUCCGGCUCCUUCUCCGAUCCAUGGCCUCCCCUCUUCAACUCUAUCGUCGAGAAAUCCUUCUGGCUGCUGGCCGCCCUCGUCCUCUCUUCCUCCUCCCUCGCCUACCUCUUCAAAUCCAUCUUCCACUUCCACGUCGUCAAGGCCGAGUUCCUCGACCGGUGGAGGGUCAACUACCUCUUCGCCCCAUGGAUCGCCGCCAUCUUGCUCCUCCAGUGGAGCAAAUUCUUCAACUGGGGCCACCUGGCGCCGCCCAUUUCAAGGGCCCUCUGGUGCGCCUUCACGGCGGCGGUAUUGCUGCUGGAGGUCAAGAUAUACGGCCAGUGGUUCACCAAGGGCAAGCGCUUCCUCUCCACCGUCGCCAACCCCUCCACCCACCUCUCCAUCAUCGCCAACUUCGCCUCCGCCCAGGCCGCCGCCCGGCUAAACUGGAUGGAACCCGCCUUAUUCUUGUUCUCCGUGGGUAUCGUACAUUACCUGGUGGUGUUCGUUACGUUGUACCAGCGGCUUCCGUGCAACGCUUCUUCGCCUGCACGGUUGCAGCCGGCGAUCUUCCUGUCGAUCGCGGCCCCCAGCAUGGCUUCCGUGGCAUGGGCCUCCAUCUCCGGCCACUUCGACACCGCCUGCAAGAUGCUCCAUUUCCUCUCCAUCUUCCUCUUCUUAAUGCUGAUUGUGAGGCCAACUCUUUUCGCAAAAGCAAUGAAGAAAUUCAAUUCUGCGUGGUGGGCAUACGUGUUCCCUGUCACGACGCUUGCACUCUCAUCAGCUGAGUAUUCGGUGGAUGUGGGUUCCGCGGUAGCCCAUGGAAUCCGAAGGGCCAUGUCCUUGAUCUCGCUGGCCAUGACGCUCGCCUUGAUUCUGCUCACACUCGUUUACAGGAAAGCCGUGUUCGAUGAUGACACGUCUCUCUUUCCUAAGCAGACAAAAGUUCUGCCAAUCUCUUCACCAACAGCCAGUCCGGCCAUGGAGAAGCAUGUUCCCGACCAAACCACCCUGGAAGUCGGAAGAUGA
Nymphaea colorata (pocket water lily) is the source of this 1131-nucleotide messenger RNA. Its product is annotated as S-type anion channel SLAH4-like. Lineage: Eukaryota; Viridiplantae; Streptophyta; Magnoliopsida; Nymphaeales; Nymphaeaceae. The record is from RefSeq and is a predicted model, not a curated record. Gene Ontology annotation, molecular function: voltage-gated monoatomic anion channel activity. Gene Ontology annotation, biological process: transmembrane transport; intracellular monoatomic ion homeostasis. Bases 1 to 1131 code for a protein of 376 amino acids. Gene Ontology annotation, cellular component: membrane. The transcript is spliced from 3 exons.